AUGGCUUACCGUCUGUUUGAAGGUAAAGAGCAUGCUGCUUCCUAUUGGAAAUACAGGAUCUCUCCAUCAGAUCAUCUAAUACAACGGGUGCUGGACUUCCUGGAAAAACAGAAAGGUCGUCCCUUUGAGGUGGCAGUGGACGUGGGUUGCGGCUCAGGACAGGGCACUUUGCUGCUGGCCAAGCACUUUGAUUCUGUGGUUGGAACAGACGUCAGUCCUGCCCAGCUGGAAGUGGCUCUGCAGCAUGCCAAAGAGCCAAACAUCGCAUACAAACAGUGUGUUGCUGAGGAGCUGCCAUUUGCUGACAGCUCAGUGGACCUGAUGACAGCCAUGUCUGCCUUCCACUGGUUUGACAGGCCACGCUUUCUCCAAGAGGCCCACAGAGUCCUGAAGCCCCAUGGCUGCCUAGCUCUGCUCAACUACACCAUUGACAUGGAGCUCAGCUACCCCGACUGCUGCUCACGCACACUGAACCAAGUCUGCAAAGAGUUUUAUGCAGCCUUACAUCCGUAUCGCAGUCCUCAUCUCGGCCCCAGCUCUAUUGAGUUAUACCGGGCGGCAUAUGAAUCCAUCACUUACCCCGACAAGGAGUGGCAAGAGUGUGUGUGGGUGAGAAGGCUGAUGCCUCUGUCCAGCUACAUGGGGUUGGUGGAGUCUUUCUCCAGUUAUCAGGCUCUGCUGAGAGACGACCCACAGAAGGCCUCCAGUCUCUCCCAGAACAUCUGUCAAAGGUUAAUGUCCAUAUUGAAGGUGACCUCCACAGAGACAGAGGUGGAGGUGGCUGUGAAGUAUUUCUACCUGCUGGCCUGCAAACCAGAGGAAGACUGA
This is a messenger RNA of Toxotes jaculatrix (banded archerfish), 828 nucleotides long. RefSeq names its product putative methyltransferase DDB_G0268948. Lineage: Eukaryota; Metazoa; Chordata; Actinopteri; Toxotidae. The coding region runs from base 1 to 828 and encodes 275 amino acids. The record is from RefSeq and is a predicted model, not a curated record. Gene Ontology annotation, molecular function: S-adenosylmethionine-dependent methyltransferase activity. The transcript has 6 exons.